GAUUUGUUUGUGAAUCGAAUGUCGAACUUUAAACACACUGGAAAUAUCUAUAUGACUUAAACAGAUAUGACAGCUUUAUCAACAAACUUACACAACAGAGUUGGUUUUAACAUUUCUAUUUCAGCCAAGAAAAAAUACAUUUUAACAAUGUUUCAGGUAAGUUGCAUCAAAAUUAACUAGGAUAAAUUAAAUCUAAAUAAGCAACCUUAUAAACAACAUUUAAAAGAAUAGCAAAUAUUGCUUAGGGCCAAGCUAAGCUACAUUUUGGAAACUGAGUCGGACCUACCAGCCAUGCGUACGAACUUCCGGUUCGAGUACGGUUGCUGUCAGAAGCAGAAGCAGUGCUGUCACCCAUGCUGUCACCGCAAAGCAGCGUUUGAAAAUGAAAGGACUGUGACAGAUUCCUGGAUCAAUGGAUGAGGAUCUAUAACCCCACGACGCUGUUAACUGCAUCGUAAUAGCUGCAGCAAUGCUCGCUUUUGGUUUAACAAUAGUCCGACAUGGUGAGACGCAGUGCAACAAAGAUGGCAUUUUACAAGGUCAGAAAAUAGACUCACCGCUUUCUGAAAUUGGGAUACGUCAAUCUGAGGCUGCUGGCCAGUACCUCAGGGAUGUAAAAUUCACAAACGUGUUUGUCAGUGACAUGAAACGUGCCAAGCAGACUGCAGAGAUCAUUGUGAGAAACAACAAAACCGGCCAUGAUAUAGAACUAGUAGCAGAUCGAUCACUUAAAGAGAGAAGAUUUGGUGUAGCUGAGGGAGGUCGAGUCAUAGAAAUGAAAAACAUGGCUAAAGCAGCCGGGCAGCCUUUACCAGAGUUCACUCCACCUGAGGGAGAAACCAUGGAGCAGGUGAAGGUGCGAAUCAAGGAUUUUCUCAAGGCUAUGAUGCAGCGAAUAGUUAAUGACCAUCAAGACAAAGUACAACAUGGUGGGAUAUCCAUAUCAGAUGAAACCAGUUGGGCUCCUGCAGGACUCCCAGAUGACGGAGUCUUGAAUGUUUCUGUCCAUGUCUUGGUUGUCGGCCACGGGGCUUAUAUGAGCAUAAUGAUGCGCCAUUUUUUUGAGGACCUGAAGUGCCCCAUGGGCCGUGGUUUAGACCCAGCUCAACAGUUUUCCAUCUGCCCGAACACCGGAAUGUGCCGUUUUAUUAUCACUUUGAAAUGUAGUAAUGCGGGUUUUGCGUUUUCAGACAUAAAAUGCGUGUUCAUCAACAGAAGAGAUCACAUCAAGACUGAUUGAGAUCUGAUUCAUCAUACAGAAUUAUGUAAUAUCACUUUUAGAAAGACAACCUUUACAAAUAUCUCAUUUGAUUUUACAAUAUAACUUCUGAAUCCUAUAUUGUAUACCAUUCAGACACUGGCAGUAUUAAAUAUUGUUUUUUCGAAGAUUUCGAAGUGUUUGUGUGUAUGUAAGUUAUUGAUUUACUUUUAAAUGGUAUAAACGUGUAAAUGUUAACUAAAUAAAUGUCAUACAUCUA
This is a messenger RNA of Pimephales promelas (fathead minnow), 1478 nucleotides long. It is a transcript of the gene tigara, whose product is annotated as TP53 induced glycolysis regulatory phosphatase a. Gene Ontology annotation, cellular component: cytosol. Gene Ontology annotation, biological process: regulation of pentose-phosphate shunt; negative regulation of glycolytic process. The record is from RefSeq and is a predicted model, not a curated record. Gene Ontology annotation, molecular function: fructose-2,6-bisphosphate 2-phosphatase activity. NCBI's taxonomy places the organism in Eukaryota, Metazoa, Chordata, Actinopteri, Cypriniformes, Leuciscidae.